UCCAGGUCUGUGAAUUCACGGGUGAAUUGUGAGAGAGCUGAAUACUGAGCUGCGCCUUCUUCUUGAUAUGACAAUGCAGCAUGAUUAUGUAACAUGCACAAGUUUUGCUGAAAAUGAACAACAUGGAGUACAAUCCCAGGAGAAGAUACUUAUUUCUAAUGGACACCCCGGGAAACCGUGGCAACCUGCUCGAUCAAAGAUCAGAGGGUGUUUAAGGCGUGUUCAGACUGCCAUGCUCUCUCUGGCUGGGUUGGAGUGGUACUGUUAUGCUGCUUUGGGAGUCCUUACUGCUCUCAUGAGCUUCUGCAUGGACCUGACGAUAGCCAAGCUCUUACGAGCUCACCAGUGGCUAUAUGGUUGUCUGGAGGGUAACAUCCUGCUACAAUUCCUGUGCUGGACUCUGUACCCUACCUGCCUCUGUGCUCUCUCAACCAGCUUCUCUCACAGCAUCUGCCCCCAGUCUGCAGGCUCAGGUUUGCCUGAGAUUAGGACCAUCCUCUCAGGUGUACAUUUGCCAGACUAUCUCUCUCUCUCAAAUCUCUUUGCUAAGCUCAUCGGUCUUAUCAGCACACUGUCAGCAGGUAGCACUGUGUUCCUUGGAAAAGUGGGUCCAUUUGUCCAUCUGUCAAAUAUGCUGGGAGCAUACCUUUACCGUUUGUAUGCCACUGCUUGUGGUGAUAAGCAGAUAAGAUCUCAAGGAGAAAUGCUGGUUGUGGCAUCAGCGGUAGGCGUGGCGAGCUGUUUUGGGGCUCCAAUCAGUGGAGUGCUUUUCAGUAUUGAAGUCAUGGGCAGUCACUAUUCAAUACGAGAUUACUGUCCAUGUUUCUUUGCUGCAGUCUGUGGCUCACUCACAUACCGUCUUCUCUCUGUGUUCAGCAGAGAACAAGAAACAGUGCAAGCUGUAUUUAAGACCAGGUUCCCGAGCGAGCUCCCAUAUCAACCACCUGAAAUAUUGAUCUUUGCUUUCCUGGGACUGCUGUGUGGAGCUAUAAGCUGUGUUUACCUCUACAGUCAUCGGUGGAUUCUCCGUUUUGUCAGAACAAACAAAUUCAUCAGCAGGGUUAUGGCAACAGAAAAGACAUUAUAUUCAGCAACCGUAGCAUUCCUCCUGGCAUCAGUGACCUUCCCUCACACAGGAGGAUUUUUCAUUGCUUCCCAGCUCUCGAUGAAGCAGCUAAUUACCUCCUUGCUAGAUAGCACUCGGUGGAACUUAAUUUCCCACAAUGUCACAGUAGCACAAGAAGCCCCUCAUUCUCUUUGGCAAGAGUGGAGUCCACCUGGUUACAGUGUUUUUUACACACUUGGAUGCUUCAUUCUCAUUAAGCUCUGGCUAUUGGUCUUGGCCUGCACCUUACCCCUGCCUGCUGGCUACUUCAUGCCUGUCUUUAUUUAUGGUGCUGCUCUAGGCCGUUUGUUGGGUGAGGGAUUGGCCUAUCUCUUCCCAGAUGGAAUCUCAUCAGGGGAGAGGCUGAGUGUGAUAAACCCAGGGGGCUACGCUUUAGUAGGAGCAGCAGCUUUCGCAGGGGCUGUGACACACACUCUGUCACCUGCUCUAUGUGCUUUGGAGCUGACUGGACAGUCCACUCAUGUUAUCCCUAUUCUAACAGCCACACUGAUAUCCAACGCUCUGGCACGCUCUAGGCAUCAGCCAUCCUUUUAUGAUGGUAUAUCACUCAUUAAGAGACUCCCGCACCUGCCCUCUCUUAUCAGGGCUUGUCCAAAGCUGUCCUCGAUCCAGAUUAGGCAAUUUGUGGUGCCAGUAGGGGCCGUGCUGCAGCGAGCCGAGGGAGUGACGGGAGUACAGCAUGUCCUGAACUCCAGCAAAGAAAACGAGUUUCCCGUAGUUGACACACAUGACUCUUUCACACUUCUAGGAACCGUCACAAGAGCACAGCUGCAAACUUUCCUCCUCUCAAACCAAAGUCAGGAUUUGUGCAAGAGCCUGGAGGAUGAGUGCUCUAUUCAACCUGUUAAGCUGCAGCUUUCUACCGAUGCUACAGUAAAGCAGGCCCACUGCAUCAUGAGUGUUUUGAGAGAGCAGUGUGUGUUUGUCACAGAAAUGGGAAAGUUGCAUGGUGUCAUUACAUGGAAAGAGAUGAAGAACAUGAUUGAAGAUCUGGCCAAGGAAAUCUGAUGUCCAGGCGGAUAAAUGAGCACUACUCUGUCGUCAUAUACUAACACUUCAUAACUCAUUAAAUCAUUUCCGCUUAUCACAACCUCAAAUAUUUCAUCAAGCGCUGAUUUUCUGUGACGAUCAUGUUCAUGUAUAGCUCUAAUUAACCAUAUGCAAAUAAGCUUAUCUGUGGAGAUUGCUGUUGGCCAACAGACCGCUUCCCGGAAUGAGACAGUAGGAGCUCUUUAUUUGGUGCCAUGACUAAGGAGUCUCACUCCUGUGUUCUGUUUAUAGGCCUGAGGGCAGGCCAAGUGAUAAAGAUUUAUUAAAAUCAGCCACGUGUACCCAGUUCUAAUGGAGGAGAUGAGGGAGGUAUAAUUAAAUGAAGCAGCCACUGAGCACCAUAAGACCUAUCACUCUUAUAGGAUGAGCACUCCUGGCUAACCUAACAAACAAAAUGAUAACACUGAUUUUGUUAAUGGCUGAAUGAGUGUGCCCUUCAACGGACGCUAAAAUGAAGAUUGAACUUAGGCAAAAUGUUCACAAAGAACACAAUACAAAGACCAUAGCUUAACGUACACCUUGUGUUUUCAAACAAAAACAAGGCAUGUCAGCAUUGUGCUUUUAAUGUUGGAAAGAGAAAGCAUUAUAUGCUCACUGGUUAAAGUUAAUAGAUUACUCCCAGAGUACACACACACACCUAGUCUAACUGUAGCAAAACAUACGCAAAUUAUGUAUCAGUGGCAUCACAUGUAGCUGAUUUGCUAAUUGGGAUGAUGCAUGUUUUGCAUAAUAGUUAAUGGAUGUUCACAAUAUUUGAUUUUUUUUUUUUAUAGCUCUAAACACUUUAGAAUAUAUAUUCCAUUGCUGACUAUAGUCAGUUGUUUGCUCCCCAGCUUAAUGCCCCUAGUAGUUUAUGUUCAUUAAUGACAGGAGGAUGUAAAUUACUAAUACUAAUAUAUGUAUGAAACAGGGACAGCAAGCAUAAGCUCUGUAGGUAAUGACUAAAGUAUUUAACUAACACAUAUGUUUUUAUCAUGACAAAACUAUUCAGUUAAUAUAAAAUAAAAAGAAAUCUGUCAGAAACAAACCUCAAAGUACCUCAGUCACUAAGAAGAGCUUUCUUAGAAAAAGCAUUACAGUUGAUGCCCUCAAACUAAGCCUUCAUAGGUUUCAUCAUAUUGGGAAAUAUUAACAUUGUGUCACAACUUGUGAAAGUCAAAAACAAAACCCAAUUUUGCCAUUAAUAUAGAAAAAUCUUCUCUGAGUGGACAUA
Tachysurus vachellii is the source of this 3389-nucleotide messenger RNA. It is a transcript of the gene clcnk, whose product is annotated as chloride channel K. The coding region runs from base 68 to 2134 and encodes 688 amino acids. The record is from RefSeq and is a predicted model, not a curated record. NCBI's taxonomy places the organism in Eukaryota, Metazoa, Chordata, Actinopteri, Siluriformes, Bagridae. Gene Ontology annotation, molecular function: voltage-gated chloride channel activity. The transcript has 20 exons. Gene Ontology annotation, cellular component: membrane. Gene Ontology annotation, biological process: chloride transport; transmembrane transport.